GCUAUGCGACCACAUGUAAACAGUGGUGCCAUAAGGAAGUAGUUCAUACCUGUAACAGAAGCACUCAAAAGUUAAAGGACUUCAUUGGAGAAAAGUUUUUAAAUCCGUGCAAAAAAUACACAGCACAAAGGCUAUAAAUAAUGGAUGUCCCAGCAGAAGGAGUUGAAGGUGAAAACAAACAACCUGUUUCUGAGAAUAAAGACGAAGCUGAAGAUGAGGUGAAAGUAAUGGAGUCAGAGGAGCCAUUAGAUGAUAAAGAAACAAGUGAACAAGUUUUAGAGCUUCAGGAACUUGAGGAGGCCUUAUCCAAUAUUCCACCAGAGCCACCGUCUGUCCAAAAUAAGAUCAUUAAGCAUGUGCUACGGUUGGAUGAGUUUCCACCCUCCUACAAGGAAAAUACCCCAAAAGAGAGAAGCAUUUUUGCCAUGAUUGAGAACUUUCGUUUACAGUAUGCCUAUCUUUAUCCAGACAGGAAACCAUUAAUUCUUUGUCCUUUAAAUGAGUGUAGAGUACAGAAAUCUGUAUGUACUACUCUACGCCCAACACUUCUUAACUACCCGGAGACUUACAGUUGGGAUGGUUGUGCAAGUUUUGUCUCUGACUAUCUGAUAAUGGAACCCUUAGAACCUCCUACUGAUCCACCAAAAUAUCUUUAUUCCUCUUCAACUGUGCUACGAUUUCAACAAGGAACAUGCUUUGAUUUUGCUAUUCUGUUAUGUUCCAUACUUCUUGGAGCUGGCUAUAAUGCCUACUGUGUCAGUGGUUAUGCUGUGAAAGAACUGUGUUUACAAGAUCAGUCGCGUCAACAGUGUCCACAUAUUGGCACUAGAAAGCAGAAAUCACAAUCAGCAAAAAAAACUCCAAAGUCAAAAUAUUCUGUGAAGCCACCCAAGAACCUGAAUAGCUCUUUUGAGAGGCAACAAGCAGAGAAUCUUGCUGCUGAAGAAAGGAAACAGGAGGAAGCUAAAAAAAGAGAACUGGAGCAAGAGCAACCACCGCCAGAUCCCUUACAUGGUCUCAGAGUGCACUGCUGGGUAUUAGUGCUUGCAGGUAAAAGGGAAAUCCCAGAGAACUUCUUCAUUGAUCCUCUCACAGGACUGAGCUUUAGCACAGUAGAUGAAAGAUUUCUUGGAGUUGAAAGUCUGUGGAACCAUCGGAACUACUGGAUUAACAUGCAAGACUGCAGGAAUGGCUGCAAGGACAUGACAUUUGAUCUUGAUGAUAACGUGAAGUGGGAGUGUGUAUUGCCUACUGCUGAUGAAGAAAGAAAAGAAGAGGUGGAUGAAGAGGGGGAUCAUGAAGAGCCAAGGAUAUUUGAAAUGCCUUCUUCGUGGGUGAGAAAGAUAGAAAUUUCUCCUAAAGAAAUAAAGCUACGCUGCCCUGGAGGGAGGAAAGUGAUAAAGUACAAAAAGGCAAAGCUGGAAAAAUUUUCUCCUUAUAUGAUGAGUGAUGGGUUGACAAUGCGGCUGACAACAUACCAAGAUAUUGAAUGCACAUCAGUAGUGGAGGCGAGGGAAUGGUUCAGUCAUAGACAAGAUCAUUUAGAGGAGAGGAAACUGAAAAAAGAGACUGUUGUCACAACAGAAUACUUCAAACCUGGAAGGACGGAUGCAUUGAAGAGUCACAGAUAUUUAACAAUGGUGCCAGGUGCAGAGCGACAGAUGGAUUUCUACAGCCAGGCUCGAACUGAUGGGCUAGCCUCACGUGUAGAAUUGUCUUCAGAGAUGAGAGAGACAUUCGAAGACCGUCCAGACUUCCUUUAUUUUCAGCAUGUGGUUUUUGGGAAGAAAGAAAAACAGCAUGUACCUGGUUCUGGUGAAACCAAUUCCAAACCAAUUCUGAAAAUAAUACAACGUUUCCAUCAUAAUCAUGAAAAGGCAGCAAACGAUGAUAUUGCCGAGAAGGCUUUUCUGAUCUCAGAUCAAAGAAUUCAGCUGACAUACCACAGAGAAGUAGAUCAAAUCAUCCCACCUCGAAAAGACUUUUUCAGGCCUUUCAUUUCAGGAGGCAAACAGGAGCCGAAGGUGAACUUCAGUCCAAAUUUGAUGAUUUCUUUUCAGGUAAACCCGCUGGAAAAGCCUGUAAAGAACUUACUUUUGUAUGAAUUACUUACAAACCUUUUGGAAGAUGAGAUACGAGCAAAGAAUCAUGUGAAGAUGUCUGAAAAUGAGGUUCAAAGCAUUUUAGCACUACGUUCUCAAGAGGAACUAGAAAGCAAGUUAACAAUUUCUGUGUAUGACACUGACAGAAAUGAAAGGGCACUUAUGCACCGCCAAGAACUGGAACAUGCUAAACAAGAAGAGAGACUUCAUAGUGCUGAGAAGGAGUUAGAUUUCCUAGCCCCCUUUUUAAUUCAGUUGGGGGACCCCAAAAAUAUAAACUUUAAGAUGGCACAACAGCUCAAAGAAGAUUGUCUUUCUGAUCUUAAGCGUCGGCUUAUUGAUAAGGCCAAUCUUAUACAGGCUCGUUUUGAAAAGGAGACACAAGAGCUGCUGAAAAAGCAGCAGUGGUACCAGCAAAACCAAAUGACCAUGACAAAGGAGGAUGAGGACUCUUAUCUGUCAUAUUGUUCGGAAGCAAUGUUUCGCAUUCAUAUCCUGGAAUUACGACUAAACAGGCACAAAGAACAAGCCCCUCAGAAAUAUCUUGCUUUAGAGGAAAAACUAAGGAUGGAUCCUCGUCUGGCUGAAUACCUUUCAAAAUAAAGUGUAGAAUGCAGUGUAACUAUUAACUCAAAACAUAAGAAAUGUAACAGAUCCUACAUUGUACAUCCAUCUCAAUGGCAGGUUGUACGGCAUUAAUUUCAAAAACAAUACAUGAGUAACCCUGGUUUAGUAGAAGUGUAUGUUAGAAGCUCUGCAUUUUUUUUUCUUACUUUCGAGAGUCCAUUAAUUUGUGUAAAAAGACACUUUAGGAAAAAUUAAGAGCAGCCCAGAGUAUAUAGGAUAAUGAUUUUUAAAUAAAAUAAUGUGAAAAAAGAUCCACUGGUUGCAUAGGCUCUUGUUCCCAAUAACCCUGACCUGGAUUAAAAGUAUGAAAAUGUUAUCUGAUGUAAAUAUAUAAGAAAAAAUGCUUUUGUUUCCAGCUACUUACUGACUUUCAAUUGCCAGUGUUUCAUUCUAACUGGGAUACCACAACUUGAGAGUAUGCAAUGCUGUUGCCUAUGACAGAAGCUGCCAUUAUGACUAAAGUAGUGAUGCACUGAUGCCCACCUGUACGCAGGAUUAACACUGCAUGAGAAUGCUCAAGUGCUUCACUGUUACCGGUACAAUGUGACAAUAUUUAAAAUAGUUACUUCCUGACUUGUAAUAAAGGUUUGUAAGUUUUACUUAGUUUUACUAUUAAAUGCUUAUUAUAUGUAAA
This is a messenger RNA of Erpetoichthys calabaricus (reedfish), 3363 nucleotides long. RefSeq names its product coiled-coil domain containing 135 (gene drc7). NCBI's taxonomy places the organism in Eukaryota, Metazoa, Chordata, Cladistia, Polypteriformes, Polypteridae. Gene Ontology annotation, cellular component: motile cilium. The record is from RefSeq and is a predicted model, not a curated record. Gene Ontology annotation, biological process: flagellated sperm motility. The coding region runs from base 141 to 2705 and encodes 854 amino acids. The transcript has 18 exons.